This is a messenger RNA of Abrus precatorius (Indian licorice), 1083 nucleotides long. Its product is annotated as protein SRG1-like. The coding region runs from base 1 to 1083 and encodes 360 amino acids. The record is from RefSeq and is a predicted model, not a curated record. The transcript has 4 exons. Lineage: Eukaryota; Viridiplantae; Streptophyta; Magnoliopsida; Fabales; Fabaceae.
AUGGCUGCUUUUCCUGUACCCAAUCCUCCCAUUAAUGCUGGGAACGUUGAUGAUGUUCAAGAACUGAGAAAAAAUCAACCGAACAUAAUUCCUGAAAGAUUUGUACGAGAUAUAACAGAAAGACCAACACUUGGGAGAUCCCUAUCAGCAUCACUUUCAAUAAUGCCCAGUAUUGAUUUUUUCAGGCUUACAAGAGGAAACAAGGAAGAAAUCCUUUAUGAAAUUUCUAGACUUGCAUAUGCUUGUGAGAAGUGGGGUUUUUUUCAGUUACUUAGUGCCAUUGACGGCAGUUUUAUGGAGAGCAUAGAGGAGAGCACAAGGGAGUUUUUCAUGCUACCUUUGGAAGAAAAAAAGAAAUACGCAUUGACUCCAGGUACAGUUCAAGGUUAUGGCCAGGCUUUUGUUUUCUCGGAGGACCAGAAGUUGGAUUGGUGCAACAUGCUUGGUCUUGUAAUUAAACCUGAUUUUCUAAGGUACUCACAUCUAUGGCCAAAGAGGCCAGCCAACUUCAGUGAAACAGUGGAAGAGUACUCAAAAGAAGUAAGGAAAGUAUGCCAGACAAUGCUGAAAUACAUAGCUAUAGGGCUGGGCUUGAAAGGGGAUGUCUUUGAGAAGAUGUUUGGUGAGGCAAUGCAAGCCGUUAGGAUAAAUUACUACCCUCCUUGUUCAAGACCUGAUCUUGUAUUGGGUCUGAGUCCCCAUUCAGAUGGAAGUGCUCUAAGUGUGCUGCAUCAAUCAAGCGGAAGCCCAGUGGGACUUCAAAUACUGAAGGACGAUACCUGGGUGCCUGUCAAUUCAAUGCCUUAUGGCCUUAUCAUGAACAUUGGUGACACAAUGGAAGUUCUGACAAAUGGAAAAUACAAGAGUGUGGAGCAUAGAGUUGUGGUUGAUGAAGAGAGAGAUCGACUUUCAAUUGCGUCAUAUUAUGCUCCUAGCCAUGAGGUGGAGAUAAGUCCAAUGCCACAAUUCGUGAAUCAAAACAACCCAAGAAAGUUUAGAAGCUACAAUCAUGGAGAGUACACUGCACACUAUGCAGCAAACAGGUUACAGGGGAAAAAGGCCUUGGACUUCGCCAAAAUCUGA